AUGUCAGCGAGCGCUGUUUAUGUCCUGGAUCUGAAAGGAAAGGUGCUGGUCUGCAGAAACUACCGUGGAGAUGUGGACAUGUCUGAGAUUGAACACUUCAUGACCCUCCUGAUGGACAAAGAGGAGGAGGGAACGCUCUCCCCAAUCCUGGCUCACGGAGGAGUGCGCUUCAUGUGGAUCAAACACAAUAACCUCUACUUGGUCGCAACCUCCAAGAAAAAUGCCAGUGUUUCGUUGGUGUUCUCCUUUUUGUACAAAAUUGUUCAAGUUUUCUCUGAGUAUUUCAAAGAACUGGAGGAGGAGAGCAUCAGAGAUAACUUUGUCAUCAUUUACGAGCUGAUGGAUGAACUCAUGGACUUUGGUUAUCCACAAACUACGGACAGCAAGAUUCUGCAAGAAUACAUCACACAGGAGGGCCACAAGCUGGACACCGGCGCUCCCCGACCCCCCGCUACCGUGACCAACGCUGUGUCCUGGAGAUCAGAGGGCAUCAAGUACAGGAAGAACGAGGUCUUCCUGGACGUCAUCGAGUCAGUCAACCUCCUGGUUAGUGCCAAUGGAAAUGUCCUCCGUAGUGAGAUUGUGGGCUCCAUAAAGAUGAGGGUGUUCCUGUCUGGGAUGCCUGAGCUGCGGCUCGGCCUUAACGACAAAGUGCUGUUUGAAAACACUGGACGAGGAAAGAGUAAGUCUGUGGAGCUGGAGGACGUGAAGUUUCACCAGUGUGUGCGUCUGUCACGUUUUGAGAACGACCGCACCAUCUCCUUCAUCCCUCCAGACGGAGAGUUCGAGCUCAUGUCCUACCGCCUCAACACACACGUGAAGCCGCUGAUCUGGAUCGAGUCUGUCAUCGAGAAACAUUCCCACAGUCGAAUCGAGUACAUGAUUAAGGCCAAGAGUCAGUUCAAGAGGCGUUCCACUGCCAACAACGUGGAGAUCCACAUUCCUGUGCCAACCGACGCAGACUCACCCAAGUUUAAGACGACCGUGGGCAGCGUCAAGUGGGUGCCGGAGAACAGUGAGAUCGUCUGGUCAAUCAAGUCGUUCCCCGGUGGGAAGGAGUAUUUGAUGCGUGCCCAUUUCGGCCUGCCCAGUGUGGAGGCCGAGGACAAAGAGGGAAAACCACCAAUCAGCGUCAAGUUUGAGAUCCCCUACUUCACCACCUCUGGCAUCCAGGUGCGUUACCUGAAGAUCAUUGAGAAGAGUGGGUACCAGGCCCUGCCAUGGGUGCGCUACAUCACUCAGAACGGAGAUUAUCAGCUGCGGACCCAGUAG
This is a messenger RNA of Knipowitschia caucasica, 1272 nucleotides long. The record is from the annotation of a GenBank genome assembly. Lineage: Eukaryota; Metazoa; Chordata; Actinopteri; Gobiiformes; Gobiidae.